AUGAAUAAUACAUCAGCAGGUAGUGUUUUUAAACUUGUUCCUAGAGAUUAAGGAUAAUCCAUACCUGUUGGCCCAUUGGAAAUCUACCAGUCAGAAUCUCUGUGAAGGUGCUCCUUGGCUUAGUAGCCAGGUUGCAGGGCACUGCUAUAUGAAUGUCAAGGCCCUGUGUAUGAAUUUGCAAUAUUUUUCAGCAGCUAGGGGAAUAUUCCAGGUAUCGACCUCGGCUAUGGUUGUUGUUGAAGUAAAGGUGCAUAGGAUAUGAAAUUGUACCCACGUGCCUCUCUUUACCAUUGGUUCUGGGAAUAGAAAUGAUAAUGGGCUUGCAGGCUGAGUUCUAAGUAGAAAGAAGAGAGACAGGUAGAGGAGACCCGAGGACACACAGCUUAGUAAAUCAAAGAAGAAACAUCUGUGUGAAGCUGUCUGGGGGAAAGUGGUUUCAGGGAAGCUAUUUGGCUGUGCCUCACCUAUGAGCACCAGGCACCAGUUUAGGAUGAACUUAAAUGAGUUAAUGCCUCGGAGGGUGCCUUCAGUAGGUAAUGGGAGAAGUUUGGACAGGGAGCUGUCGCCCAAAUCCACGAAAGUAGACCCAAAGAAAACCUCCAGGGAAUGGUCCCCCACUCUCACAAGACAAGACUUGGACAAUGCAAAAGAAAGGCCGCCUAAACCUGGUAAACUUGACAUUGAAAAUUCAAAUUCCCCUGCAAGGAGAGAGGGUUCUGCAGCACACAGUUGUCAAAGUCUUACCCCUGGACCAGGGGCUUCAUGCACGGCCUUGAAACAUGCUGUAGCAUCCUUGAAUAGGCUAGAUGACUUCUACUGUGAGAACUUGGGCAGUGGGUUCUUCUCUGAGGUCUAUAAGGUAACACAUAAGAUGACAGGCAAAGUGAUGGUCCUGAAGAUGAACACUAGCUUCAGCAACAGACCCAAUGUACUGCGGGAAGUGCAAUUGAUGAAUAAAAUGUCACAUCCAAACAUCCUCAGGUUUAUGGGAGUUUGUGUUCAUCAAGGCCAGCUCCAUGCCCUCACAGAGUAUAUGGAUGGUGGCAGCCUGGAGCAAGUGUUGGCAAGUGAUGAGGAGCUACCCUGGUUGGUGAGGAUAAGGCUGGCCACAGAUAUUGCACAGGGUAUGAAGUAUUUACAUUCAAGAGGAGUCCUGCACAGGGACCUCACAUCAAAGAAUGUGUUAAUCAGAAGAGGAGAAGACAAGCUGACAGCUGUCAUUGGAGACUUUGGUCUAGCAGCAAAGAUUCCCGAUCCACUAAACGAAAAUGAGAAGCUGUCUAUUGUGGGUUCUCCCUACUGGAUGGCCCCAGAGUGUCUGAGAGGAGAGAGGUAUUUUGAAAAGGCUGAUGUCUUUUCCUAUGGCAUAGUGCUGUGUGAAAUGAUAGCAAGAAUACCAGCAGAUCCAGAUAUAUUACCCAGAACGCAGACUUUUGGCCUUGACUAUGUGGCCUUCAGUGAAAUGGUGGGUGACUGUCCUUUGGAUUUCUUGCAGCUAACAUUUACCUGUUGUCAGAUGGAUGUGAAGAAGAGGCCAUCAUUUCAGGAGUUGAUAGAGCCUCUGAAUGAGAUAGAAACUCAUGCCAUGAAUAUAGACCAGGAGAGAAAGGAGCAACUUUUUAUUGACACAGAUCAAAUUACUGUGGAAGAUUUCUCAGAAAAUGGAAAUUUACUUAUGCUAAGUAGUAAUCUCUCUGCCAUGAAGAGGUCUCGGUCCCAUGAGGAUCACUUAUCCACUCCAACAGAUGUAUCUGAAAUGCACAAUGUCAAGGUCAGGGGCAUGGAUCGUCUGACGAAAUCCGGCAACCUGAUGGUCCCACACAGCUGCAUUGAAAUGCCAGUCACCCCGCAAAUCAUAGGGCAGGCUAUGAUGAAAGAGGAUCCGUUCUAUACUCCAACCAAAAACAAUCCAUUUGCUUCUUACCACAAGUUUAAAGAUGGUAGAAAGUUGUUAGGUGCCCCUAGGAGGGACUUCUCCACAUCGUAUAAUGUGCAAUCCCCAGGGCCAACUAGCCCUUCAGGUAGCAGUAAUAUUAUCAGUCAAGAUGAAUAUGCAGCAUACUCUAGACUAAUAAGGCAGCAGUGGGGAAGGAAAUGUUACUCUGUCCCCAACUCGCCUACACUUGUAAGGAAAUUUUUCUUCAUUGGUGCUAAUACUCAACCCCAAACAAUCAGCUCUGAGUGUGUAGAGCCUUUGACUUGUCAGCCUUCUUCUCCAGAGAAGGAGAACUUUGGUGAAGACUUGCUGUCAGAGUUACAAGAUCAUGAUGAGUCUGGGAGUGUGGAUAGUGCACUGGGUAUUAAGACGCAAUCCCAGAAACUCUCACGGUCAUCCAAGAAAGUGUACAGGAUUCGGCAGCUAAGCAUGGACAGCAAUCUAAUACAACCAAUUCAUGCCACAAUACCCCUAGCUUCUCCUAAACUGUCCACUCCUACUACCUCAGAGGCCCUCCCAGAACUACAUAUUGUGGAGCAUGAUCGAGGGUCAAGGUCGUGCAGCUCUUCAGAGUCAUUUAUGUCAUUUGAUGAUUCGUCCACAGCUCUAUCUCCAGCCAGUUCAUUGUCCAGCUAUGGUCCAGACUUAGAUCAAGAUUUCUGGCAUUCAAGGGCCACAGCAGAGGGUCUGGAUGGGGAGACUAAGCCAAAGUCCACUCGGUCAAUUGUGGCUGAGAGGACAAAGUAUUUUCAACAGAAGUUUGAAAACAGGAAGGAGUACAGGGAGUCGUACAGCAGUAGCAGUUACAGCUUUGUACCUAAAGGGAAAAACCAAGGCAACAAAUGGGAUGGUGAAAAAUGAUUAAAAAAAAAAAAAAACUACUCCAAAGGGUCAAAUUAUUAUUUUAUAAAUGGCAUUGUAUGAAUGGGGAAGAGCUAAAAAAGAAAACAAGGAGAGCUUAUUUAGUGAAACCUCUUCUUUGCCUUACUACACUAAUUUUGAAUACAGGUAUUAUAAGUGUAGAAGUGUUGGAUCAAUGACUGUUACAUAAAUAAUGAAUCUUAUUCAGCUGUUCUUCUAUGGAAAAUAAGUAAUAUUGCAAGUUGUUUUAUACACUUUAACUGUGAUGCUUGUCUAAAUUGUGAAAGAGACACUCUGAUUUUGUACAGAUAAAUAUAUUUGAUUAUUAUAAUACUGGAAUUGUUAAUAAUCAUGAAGAAUGAACAGAUGGUUAAGUUUUGAGCUGUAAAUUACAAUUUGAAAAUAAGUUAAUCAAGCGAGUUAGUGGGUAUAUUCAGUUGUGGCAAAAAGUGAGUCUUAGAUGCAUAAUAUCCAUUUAUAUUUCAAACUUUGAAAUGGAAAAUGCCAACUGCACAGCUUUUUUUCUUAUGAAAUAUGAAUAACUUAGCUGUAGUUAUCAUGUAGACAUUGCAUAAUGCAUGUUUUGCAUUAUUUGGUGGGAUUUAUUUCUGAAGAAUGUAUCAUUCUGUUGGGGCUCACAGAUUGCAAUGUUAUAUGAGUUUACUGUGUGUCGUAGAAGUAUACAGUACUUCAGUACUGCAGUAUGGUCGAGACUUAAUGGUUUAUAAAAGUCUGAUAUUUUACAUGUCAGUGUUUUGUCUAAUAGGCGAGUGAAUGGAUGAAGGUAUGGAUGGGUGGUUGGAUGAAUGGAAAAAGCAAAUAUGUUCAACUCUAUGCAGUUUUCUCUCCAUUAAUUAGGUAAAAACAGGAAAAAUGUUUUGAAAAGAUUUGUGCACUCUUUACAAACAUUCUUCAGAAAUUUAUCCAAUUUUGCUACUUCGAUGUCAACACUGUUAAUAUGGGUAGCUAAUCAAAGUAGCAUGUCUGACAUUAUGUUAAUAAUGCAUUUUAUUUUAUUUGUGUAUUAUCCAAGAACUUGAGUCACCUUUUGCACGUACAUUUGUUGUAUUAUGAUAUUUGUAUGUUGAGAGAUUAGGUUGUGAUGCCCAAAACAACCCCCCCCCCCCAAAAAAAAAAAAAAAAAAAAGCAAAAACAAAAAGUGCAUUCAGGCAAUAAAAGAAAGUACUCAUACUAUAUAUAUACAGGUAGAUACAGAGUUUAGACAUUACAGUUUUACUGUGAAAGCAAUAAAAAAGCGAGGUCAAACCAUGCUCAUCUUUUCAGCUGCCUACUACCAUGUUGUCUUCUAAACUGGUAAAACAGUUUAGACAACAGCUAUAAGUUAAGAAGGAAGUUAUACAAAAAGGGAAAUUGAAUUUAAGAACUAGGAGAUUGAACUUGAAGCAAUCUCUUUUAUUUUCAAACCUUUGCGAGGGUAGCCUAGUUUCAUGAAGUGUUUUAUGAAAUCCACAGUAACUAUCUCUCAGUCCAAAUUGAUGUUUUUUAAAAUAUUCGCAUUUGCUCAAUUUCAUGCAAAUUGUUAUAAUGAAUAUUGUUAAUUGCCAAAGACCAUUUUAUUUCUAUUAUCAUUUAUUGUAUUCAUUAAUCUGUAACUGUUGCAUAGCCUAUUUUCUUUGAGUAAAAAAAAAUGCCAAUAAAGUGAAGCAAUAAAAGAUAAUGCUCCACUUUUAAUGCCCAUUAAGACAACUUUAUGAUUAUUUAUAAGUAUUCUUUGUGCUACUUUCAGACAAAUGGCCAUUUAUUGAAAUUUAAAGAGUUUAGGGUCUGGCAUAAUGGAUAUUUGUUUGUAUGUCUCACUCUCUUAUGUAUUCCCUGCAGUUUUCAUGUAAUCUUUAUUUAAUUACAUAUAUUAUUUAUCACAGUGCACAUGCAACUUCAUAUUAUACACCAAAACAUUUGUACAUUAAUUAAACUCUAGUCAUAAUCAUGAAAUUUAUUUUAAGACUUUUUCACUUGUCUAAUUUCUAGUUUACUUUGAAAAAAAA
Messenger RNA from Lingula anatina, 4804 nucleotides. Its product is annotated as dual specificity testis-specific protein kinase 2. Gene Ontology annotation, biological process: actin cytoskeleton organization; protein phosphorylation. NCBI's taxonomy places the organism in Eukaryota, Metazoa, Brachiopoda, Lingulata, Lingulida, Lingulidae. Gene Ontology annotation, cellular component: cytoplasm; nucleus. The record is from RefSeq and is a predicted model, not a curated record. Gene Ontology annotation, molecular function: protein serine/threonine kinase activity; ATP binding.